CAUCAGUACGGGCAAGCGUUUUGAAAGCCUUGCUCCCGUUAUAUGAGGACGUAAAAUUAUCCAGCAAAUUAACAUUGUUCAGUCACAAAUACCAACAAAGAAUUCUUAGAUUAUCUUGGGAUAAGAGCGGAUGCAAUCAGGAGAUUGCAAUAAAGCUCGUCACAGCCAUGUUCAGGUCCCAAGUAUAAAACAAAAAAAAAUGAAAAAAGACAAAUCAAAUAUGACCAAAUAUCUAAUGCCGGUGAUGGCGACUCUGUUGGCUCGCUUUAAAAGCAAUGUCAAUUGUAUUAUCCAUUUGAUAAAAAUUCCUCAAUAUUUUGACUUUGAUAAUACAAUUGACAUGGAAGAUCUGCAUUUAAGGAAUUUAUUGGGCGCUCUGCAAGCCAUCGCCCAGGAUUCUGCAGACGCGACAGUGCUGGACAACUGCAGCAAUACUUUGCAUUGCCUUUCUAAAAGGGCAAGAAGUAUUGCUGCAGAUUGCGAUGCCGCCAUUAAGACCAUCGUAGACAAAUGCGCAUUCGUAUAUAUGGAGCCAUAUAUUACAUGGCUAUGUAUUGUGGAUGGGCAAAUGGAUCCAAAAUGUGCCAAGAAAGAAGAUUUUCCUGAGAUUUUAAAUUCCCUAAAAAAAAUCUACAUUUUCCAAUAUUUAUAUAAUGUAAAUUAUUUAAAUAUAUGGGAAGAUUUUUUAGAGGAAUUUAAAGUCUUCAGGAAUGGCGUUAUUGAAAGGAAUCUCCCUAUCGAAGGAUCGAUAUACUGCCUGCUUUCUUACGGCGCUUAUUUAUCUUGGGCAUUGAUCGAAGUGAAAAAAAUGGAUUUAAAUAAUAUGGUCGUUAAUGCUAUCGCUUGUAUGGAACAAGCCGAUAUGUUAAAGUUAAAAUUAAAAAAUUACAUUGAAAUUUGCAAAGACAUUGUACAAAAUGUCUCUCAUAACGAUCUCCAACAAGCUGCCUUGUUUGCAAUAUGUACAUUAGCCGCAAAUUUCAAUGUAGAACUGGCCGACCAUAAGAACCCGAUUCUACACGACUUGGUUUUAAAACUAAGCUCGGAUGACGUUAUGUUAAUCAAUAAGUAUGCAGAAGAAUAUGUUUUCUUAAAACAUUGGACAGGUAAUAAUUAGAAUAAAAUUAAUUUAAAUAUUUCUUAUUGAAGUGGAGCUUCUAAUGCAAGUGCCAACAAGAAAUGUUGAAUAGAAAGAGACACAGAGCGAAAAUUGUCUGAAGAUGGUAUAGAUUAUAUAAAAAUUUUGUAAAUUGUCUGAAGAUUUGUAAUAUAUUUCUUUACUGGGAAAGUUUUUGAACAUAUUUUAAUAGUUGGUUGUUUGAUAUCUGCUGUGAUGCAUGUUGAUACACUUUUAAGCUUCAAUUAUAAAUUGAAAUG
This is a messenger RNA of Ctenocephalides felis (cat flea), 1377 nucleotides long. RefSeq names its product cohesin subunit SA-2-like. Gene Ontology annotation, biological process: sister chromatid cohesion. Gene Ontology annotation, cellular component: nucleus; cohesin complex; chromatin. Gene Ontology annotation, molecular function: chromatin binding. The record is from RefSeq and is a predicted model, not a curated record. The transcript is spliced from 6 exons. The coding region runs from base 131 to 1117 and encodes 328 amino acids. NCBI's taxonomy places the organism in Eukaryota, Metazoa, Arthropoda, Insecta, Siphonaptera, Pulicidae.